Molecule: messenger RNA, 5549 nt
Organism: Salmo salar (Atlantic salmon)
Lineage: Eukaryota; Metazoa; Chordata; Actinopteri; Salmoniformes; Salmonidae
Source: RefSeq, a predicted model, not a curated record
AUGUGGGGAUCACCACGGUUCACACUUACCAGUCAAGAAGUGGGCAUGUUUAUGGAAACGUAGCCAAUAUUGCAUCCGUACUAGGCUGUUGUAUGAAAAACCAUCAAUAGGUAGGUGCCCAAAGUGUAACACUCGCGCCACUGUUUCCACGCAGACAGUGAAUAAAUUCGACAACAGCUGGAAAUAUGCUGCUCAUCUACUGUAGUAGUAUAGACUAUGCCGAUGCUACAACGGUUAGGUGGUGAGAACUGACAAGUCAAGCCCCUGAAGCAGUUUUGUCUAGAAGGGAUACAGCGCUUGUCAAACUUGACUUUUCGUAGCAGGCUUAGGAGAACUUACGCAGCAGGUUAGGAUAAUUAGGUUAAGGUUUGCUAAAAUGCACAAAAAAAACUACUUUUGACGUCAAUUUGACAAAAGCUGUAUCCCAUCUAGACAGUUGCCUUCACUUCCCUGUCAUGAAGAUGACUAUAGCGCCGUCAGGAGUGGUUACAACUGCGCAGGGCACUUGAGGUGUGCCAUCCGGUUCAUUGUAACAAAAAUCUCUUUUUGAAUUUCCAUUCUGAUGAGUCGCCGGCAGAAGGUGAUGCUGCUGAUUAUUUGUAUCAUUGGCAUUCCCAUUCUCGUGUAAAGCAAUGUCUACCGACGUAGAAUCAAGAUUUGUAGAGGAUAUCUUUUGGGUAGUCUACUUGGCAAGAUAACACGGGCUGUGUGGCUGUCUGUUAAAGCCUUGAGUCGCUUUGGCGCGCCGAAGCAUCGUGGAUCGUAUUAUUGUCAGUUAUUUCACGUAGCGAGGCGAUCACCAAUCAAGACAUACACACAGCUAACGUCAACGAAAAUCAUUUAUAGCGGACUUAAAGACCGUUAGGGUGCGCGCCCACCUGUUGCUGGGAUGAAACCCUCGCCAGGCAAUGGGGUGAGCCUCGAGACGCAUCGAAAGGAUUUGCUGUCCAACGGAGGCUGCGGGAUGUCAGACACCGUGACUGCUGUCCAACCCGAAACUGGUCCCGGAUCCCCAAUGACUGACAAACCGGGAGCGGGAGAAUCUACAGAUGCCAAAGGAAUCCCUAGGCGGAGCAGUAUUAUCAAGGAUGGGUCUCGUGCUGGUCGUGAGAGGAAGAAGACAGUCUCCUUCAGCAGCAGUCUCUCUGAGAGGAAGAUCAGCAGCGCUGCAGACUGCAUCAGCGCUAUGAUGGAGGGUACUGAGUUUCGGAAGGUGCGCUCCAACUCACGAGUCUACCAACGCUACUACCUGCUGGAGUCAGAUCUGCAGGCCCUGCGAUGGGAGCCCUCCAAGAAGGAGUCAGACAAGGCCCGCAUCGCCGUCCCCUCCAUCAGAGAGGUCCGCACCGGCCGCAACACAGAGACCUUUAGGACCAACGGUGUCUAUGACCAGAUCUCUGAGGACUGUGCCUUCUCUAUCAUCUAUGGAGAGACCUAUGAAGCUCUGGACCUGGUGGCUAACUCUGCAGAGGUGGCCAACGUCUGGGUCACUGGCCUGAGGUAUCUGAUUCUGUAUGGGAAGCAUGCCAUAGACAUGAUGGCCAGCAGUGAGGACAGCCUUCGUCUCGCCUGGCUAGCAGAGACAUUUUCCUCUAUGGUUGUCUCAGAUGGACAGGGUGGAGGAGAGGUGGGGAUCAGUUUGCGGUCGGCUGUAGGUCUGAUCAGGAGUGUUAACCCUGGGGUGAGGAGUGAGAAAGUGGAACACCGGUUUAAGGAGCUCCAUCGUGUCAAGGAGAGGAUGAAUGGGGCCGGGACAUCUGGAGUUGGAACUGUGGCUGGAGCUGAAGCAAAGGUUGGGGCUUCAGUUGUAGCUGUGAUUGGCUCAGGAGCUGGCGAUGAGGAUAGGGCUCCAGCUGUGACUGGAGCUGAGGAAAGGGAUGGGGGUGAAUCUGGAGCAAACACAGACACCAGAAGAGGGAUAGAGGGCAGGGUAACCAAGGAGGAGUUCAUUGAGGUCUUUCACGACCUUUGCACUCGACCAGAGAUCUACUUCCUGCUGGUGCAGUUCUCUAGCAACAAGGAGUACCUGGAUACCAAGGAUCUGAUGAGGUUCCUGGAGGUUGAGCAGGGCAUGGCUCAGGUGACUGAAGACACCAGUCUGGAGCUCAUCCAAUCCCACGAGCCGUCGGAGGAGGGACGUCGCCAAGGCUGCCUCUCAUUGGACGGUUUCACCAGAUAUCUCACCUCCCUGGAGUCCCACCUGUUUGACCCGGAACACAGCCAGGUGUGCCAGGACAUGAGCCAGCCCUUAUCCCACUACUACAUCAACUCCUCCCACAACACCUACCUCAUUGAGGACCAGUUCAGGGGGCCCGCUGACAUCACCGGCUACAUCCGGGCUUUAAAGAUGGGCUGCAGGUGUGUGGAGGUGGACGUGUGGGACGGCCCUGACGACGAACCUGUGGUUUAUACCGGUCACACCCUCACCUCGCCUGUCAAGUUCAACUGUGUCCUGGAUGUGAUCGGCCGUUUUGCAUUCGAGGCUUCGGAGUUUCCACUGAUCCUGUGCUUGGAGAACCACUGCUCCCCCUGCCAGCAGAGAGUCAUGCUCCAGCACCUGAGGAAGAUACUGGGGGAGAGGUUGUACACGGAGCCCCUCAGGGAAGGGGAGGGGUACCUGCCCUCGCCUAAUGCCCUGAGGGGCAAGAUCCUGUUGAAGGGGCAGAAGUUGGAGGAGGGACGGGGGGGGGCGGAGGGGGAUGUGACUGACGAAGACGAGGGGGCGGAGAUGUGCCAGAGAAUGAAGGCUGGUAACAGUGGAGAAGGAGAGGGGGGACGGUUCCAGCUAGUAAAGGAGCUCUCUGACUUGGUGACUCUGUGCAAGUCAGUACGUUUCACAGACUUCCAGUUGUCGUUCUCUACCCAGAAACCCUGGGAGCUCUGCUCGUUCAACGAGACCCUGGCUGUGCGCUGCGCCAGCGAGCACCCGGGAGACUUUGUCAACUACAACAAGCGCUUCCUGUCGCGGGUCUACCCCAGCGCCAUGCGCAUCGACUCCAGCAACAUGAACCCACAGGACCUGUGGAAGUGUGGUUGCCAGAUUGUGGCUUUGAACUACCAGACGCCCGGGCUGAUGAUGGACCUUAACAUCGCCUGGUUCCGCCAGAACGGGAAUUGUGGGUACGUGCUGCGACCCGCCAUCAUGCGACAGGAGGUGUCGUAUUUCAGCGCCGAUACGAGAGACUCUGUGCCGGGUGUGUCCCCUCAGCUGCUCCAUGUUAAGGUGAUCAGUGGUCAGAACCUCCCCCGUCCGAGGGGUUCUGGAGCUAAAGGAGAUGUGGUGGACCCGUACGUCUACGUGGAGAUCCACGGUAUCCCUGCUGACUGUGCCGAGCGCCGCACCCGCACGGUGGUGCAGAACGGAGACAACCCCAUCUUCGACGAGAGCUUUGAGUUCCAGAUCAACCUGCCCGAGCUGGCCAUGGUGCGCUUCGUGGUGCUGGAUGAUGAAUUCAUAGGGGACGAGUUCAUAGGUCAGUACACCAUUCCCCUGGAGUGCCUACAGCCAGGCUACCGGCAUAUACCAUUACAGUCACUGAUGGGGGAGGACCUCCCGUACGCCAUGCUGUUCGUCCAUGUGGCCCUCACCAACCGGAGAGGAGGGGGAAAGCCCUACAAGCGGGGGCUGUCUAUGCGGAAGGCGAGGCGAGGGAGGGACUACGCUGCACUCCGGGACCUGGGGAUCAAAGAAGUGGACGAGGUUUUCAAAAUGGCCGGCCCGCAACUGAAGGAGGCCACGGACCUGCGGGAGAACAUGCAGAACUCGGUGGCAGUGUUCAGGGAGCUGUGUGGGGUGUCAGCGGUGGCUAACCUCAUGCAGUGUGUAUUGGCCCUGGGAUCCCGUGUGGUGGGGGCCGAUGGGGACCCCCUGAUGCUGUUUGAGCUGAGGGAGCAGUACCCCUCCAUGGAGCCCCAAGGGCCCCUGCCAGACGUCCUACGCAGGGUGGUCUCCACCUACGAAACGAUGAUCCAGGCGAGCAGAGCAGUGAUGGAGCUGUCAGGCGGAGUCUACGACAGGAUCCUACAAAUACAGACAACAGCCAUGAAGUUCCAUGAGACGUUGCAUUCCAUUGCAGUGAAGGAGGGGCUUAACGAUCGUAAGGUCACCAGAGCUGUGGAGAGUUUCAGCUGGAACAUCACCAUACUGAAGGGGCAGGCAGACCUUCUGAAACGGGCUAUGACAGAGGUGCAGGAGAACAUGAAGCAGGUACACUAUGCUGCCCUGACCUCUAACCUUAGUAAGGGUGUGACAGGAGAGGCGACCCGCCCCCGACGCAGCCUGGACACCAUCCAGGAGAGAGCUACAGCUCCGGCUAGAGGUUCCCCUUAGGUACAGGUCUAGGACCAGCUUACCCGCCUCAAAUUAUAUAUUAAAUCAAAAGGGGGGAAACGUAAAAACCUGACCUUAGAUCAGUUUCUAAGGGCACCGUCAUCCUUCUGAGGAUCGGCAGGUUGGCCAGAACUGACAACCAAGUUGCUACGCACACUCGAAAGUGAAUGGCUCCUUCAUCUAACCGGGUUAGGGCCUGUUGGAGUCUAGUUGGCUAUUCUCUCCACACAACGAUGAACAGAAGAUGGACUAAAACAAUUCAAGAAAAAUAUUCCUGUUAUACCACUGUCAGGAGGGAGGAGAACGUCGGAGACAGGAAAGAAGUCAGAGACAAUCAGAAUGGCCUGUCCCUGAAUGUAGCUGGAAAUAUGUUUUUAAUCCUCCUCUGUGAAGUGUUUGUUAUUUCUGGAGCUGGAUUCAAUCUGUAUCGCAGAACAUCCGUUUUAAAAUGUUUUGAGCCGACAUACAGUAUGAAGCGACCACAGGAAUAUUGACUUUAAUUGUCAAAUCGCGCUAUAAAGCGUCUCUUCAGCACUAUGGAUUGAAUGGAGUCCUUGUUUUUUGUUGGGGGAAGUGGAGGGCUUUCAGGGCGAUAAACUACAGAACAAAGUGAAACUGAAUGAGACAGAAGUGAUAACAUGCGUGUGGGAGGAGGCUGAUUCAGAAUGUGUGUGAAAGUGUGACUGCUACCAAUAUAAUAUGCUAGUUAGCAGACAAUUUUAUACAAAGCGACUUACAGUAGUGCGUGCUACAAUCCUGAAGUUGCAAACACCAACUGAGCCACUUCAGCUUCUCCAGGUGCAGUGGAACAAAAGAAUGUAGAUGUGUACACAGAAUUAGAAUGAGUAGAAUGGGAAUCCCCAUUCAUGUCAAUUACACCGUAACGGAUGUGUCAGCCUUUAGUGUCUGUCUGCAGGAUUUCACUCCCUUGUACUUGACAGAUGCAUUAAGGCUGCUGAUUAGUAAGGAACUCCCCUCACCUAUGGAUGUGUAUAUUGUUGGGAUAGGGUUAAUGAUCGAACUCAACCAGAAUGUUAAUGCCUCAACUGUAUGAUCAAAAACAACAGUAUUUCAAAUACUCCUUCCAUAGCACCUUGACCAAUGCUUUUCUAGGUGGUUGUGUCACACAUUACAGUAUUAUCCUCAUUCUGUAAAACGUUACUGGAUUUUUACAAAAUGGUGACUUCAGAUAAUAAAAAAUAAAAAAACAUUCCUGAUA